CUGCUGCCAAGCCCAGGGAGCAGCAGCCGCAGCAGAGCUCAUCAGACACCAUGGAAGGGAUGAUCCCGGUGGUGCACGGCUGGGCUAGCUGCUGAAAGCGCCUCCAACCCUCCUCCCUCUCUCUCCCCCUUUGCUUCUCCUCCUCCCUAACUCACUGGAUAUUAGCAGCAGCUGGGCUCGCCUCUUCUUCCCCCAGCCAUGAAUCCCGCAGAAGGGGCAGCGGAGGAAGGUGCUGUUCCCGAUUCCGAGGUGGAUGCUUUUUUCCGAACAGGGUCUUUUCGAAAUGAUGGCUUAAAAGCUGCUGAUGUCCUUCCAAUACUAAAGGAGAAAGUGGCCUUUGUGUCAGGUGGCCGUGAUAAACGAGGUGGUCCUAUCCUGACCUUUCCAGCACGCAGCAAUCAUGAUAGAAUAAGGCAGGAAGACCUUCGGAAACUUGUGACUUAUUUGGCCAGUGUGCCAAGUGAAGAUGUCUGUAAACGAGGAUUCACUGUUAUUAUUGAUAUGCGGGGAUCGAAGUGGGACUUGAUCAAGCCUCUUCUGAAGACCCUUCAGGAAGCAUUCCCUGCUGAGAUCCACGUUGCCCUGAUUAUCAAACCUGACAAUUUCUGGCAGAAGCAGAAAACUAAUUUUGGCAGUUCCAAAUUCAUCUUUGAGACAAGUAUGGUCUCCGUUGAAGGCCUAGCAAAACUUGUGGAUCCUUCCCAGCUGACUGAUGAGUUUGAAGGCUCCUUGGAUUAUAACCAUGAUGAAUGGAUAGAGCUGCGGGUUUCCUUGGAAGAGUUUUUCAACAGUGCCAUCCAUUUAUUAUCAAGGCUAGAGGACCUCCAGGAAAUGUUAGCUAGGAAAGAAUUUCCGGUUGAUGUAGAAGGGUCAAGAAGGCUGAUUGAUGAGCACACACAGCUUAAGAAGAAAGUGAUCAAAGCUCCUGUGGAGGAACUGGACCGUGAGGGCCAAAGGUUGUUACAGUGUAUAAGGUGCAGCGAUGGUUUUUCUGGUAGGAAUUGCAUUCCCGGGAGUGCAGACUUCCAAAGUCUUGUGCCAAAGAUCACCAGUCUCUUGGACAAGCUGCAUUCAACCCGACAGCAUUUGCAUCAGAUGUGGCAUGUUCGCAAACUGAAAUUGGACCAGUGCUUUCAACUCCGACUCUUUGAGCAAGACGCUGAGAAGAUGUUCGACUGGAUCAGCCACAACAAAGAGUUGUUCCUGCAGAGUCAUACAGAGAUUGGAGUGAGCUACCAACAUGCCCUCGACUUACAGACACAGCAUAAUCACUUUGCCAUGAAUUCCAUGAAUGCCUAUGUCAACAUCAAUCGGAUCAUGUCAGUUGCAUCCAGGCUUUCCGAGGCAGGCCAUUAUGCUUCCCAGCAAAUUAAACAAAUCUCUACCCAGCUGGAUCAAGAAUGGAAGAGCUUUGCUGCAGCUCUGGAUGAGCGUAGUACCAUCCUAGCCAUGUCAGCUGUAUUUCACCAGAAGGCUGAGCAGUUUCUUUCAGGUGUGGAUGCCUGGUGUAAAAUGUGCAGUGAAGGGGGCCUCCCAUCAGAAAUGCAGGACUUGGAGCUGGCCAUCCAUCAUCAUCAGUCUUUGUAUGAACAGGUGACCCAGGCCUACACAGAGGUGAGCCAGGAUGGGAAGGCUUUGCUGGAUGUUCUGCAGCGGCCCUUGAGCCCUGGAAACUCUGAAUCCCUCACUGCUACUGCUAAUUAUUCCAAGGCUGUCCACCAGGUCUUGGAUGUUGUACAUGAAGUCUUGCAUCAUCAGCGGCGCCUAGAGAGCAUCUGGCAACACAGAAAAGUCCGAUUACAUCAAAGGCUGCAACUCUGUGCUUUGGGAAGACAGUAUCAAAUUAAACUAAAAGCAAACAUUUAUGCUCUCUCAGAUGAUCAUGUUAUAUGUAAACCAUAUAAACAGGUAUUGGAUUGGAUUGAAAACCAUGGGGAAGCCUUUCUUAGUAAACACACUGGAGUGGGAAAGUCUCUGCACAGAGCACGAGCUCUUCAGAAAAGACAUGAUGAUUUUGAAGAAGUAGCACAGAAUACAUACACAAAUGCAGACAAGCUUUUAGAGGCUGCAGAGCAGUUGGCUCAGACUGGGGAAUGUGACCCUGAAGAGAUCUACAAAGCAGCCCGGCAUCUGGAAGUGCGGAUUCAGGACUUUGUGCGGAGAGUGGAACAGAGGAAACUUCUCUUGGAUAUGUCUGUCUCCUUCCACACUCAUACCAAAGAGCUGUGGACAUGGAUGGAAGAUCUGCAGAAGGAGCUCUUAGAGGAUGUCUGUGCUGACUCGGUGGAUGCGGUUCAGGAGCUUAUCAAGCAGUUUCAGCAGCAGCAAACAGCCACCCUGGAUGCUACCCUCAAUGUAAUUAAAGAAGGCGAAGAUCUAAUCCAACAGCUCAGGGACUCAGCGGUAUCCAACAAUAAGACUCCACACAAUAGCUCCAUCAGCCACAUUGAAUCUGUCCUUCAGCAGCUUGACGAGGCCCAGGUACAGAUGGAAGAGCUCUUCCAUGAGCGGAAAAUUAAGCUAGACAUCUUCCUUCAGCUCCGGAUUUUUGAACAGUACACCAUUGAGGUAACAGCAGAAUUAGAUGCCUGGAAUGAAGAUUUGCUGAGACAGAUGAAUGAUUUCAAUACUGAGGACCUCACUCUGGCUGAGCAGCGCUUGCAGCGCCACACCGAACGGAAACUGGCUAUGAACAACAUGACCUUUGAGGUUAUUCAGCAAGGACAAGAUUUACACCAGUACAUCAUGGAAGUCCAGGCUUCAGGCAUUGAACUAAUCUGCGAAAAAGACAUUGAUCUUGCGACACAAGUGCAAGAGCUGCUGGAGUUCCUUCAUGAGAAACAGCAUGAGCUAGAGCUUAACGCCGAUCAGACUCACAAACGGCUAGAGCAGUGCCUACAGCUCCGGCACCUACAGGCUGAGGUCAAGCAGGUGCUCGGCUGGAUUCGGAAUGGGGAGUCAAUGCUCAAUGCCAGUCUAGUCAACGCAAGCUCUCUUUCAGAAGCUGAGCAACUCCAGCGAGAGCAUGAGCAAUUCCAGCUGGCCAUAGAGUCCCUCUUUCAUGCCACUUCCUUACAGAAGACACACCAGAGUGCUCUUCAGGUACAGCAGAAGGCUGAAGUGUUGCUACAGGCUGGGCACUAUGAUGCGGACGCAAUUAGGGAGUGUGCUGAAAAGGUGGCAUUGCACUGGCAACAGCUGAUGUUGAAGAUGGAGGACAGGCUCAAGCUGGUUAAUGCAUCAGUUGCUUUCUAUAAAACUUCUGAGCAGGUGUGCAGUGUGCUGGAGAGUCUGGAACAGGAGUACAGAAGGGACGAAGAUUGGUGCGGAGGUCGGGAUAAGCUUGGACCAGCAGCUGAGAUAGACCACGUCAUCCCCCUUAUAAGCAAACAUCUGGAACAAAAGGAGGCUUUUCUCAAGGCCUGCACAUUAGCACGAAGGAACGCUGAAGUUUUCCUCAAGUACAUUCACAGGAACAAUGUCAGCAUGCCUGGAGUAGCAAGCCAUACCAGGGGGCCUGAGCAGCAAGUGAAAGCCAUUCUGAGUGAGCUGCUGCAGAGAGAGAACCGGGUUCUUCACUUCUGGACUUUAAAGAAACGGAGAUUAGAUCAGUGCCAACAAUACGUGGUCUUUGAGCGCAGUGCCAAACAGGCCUUAGACUGGAUCCAAGAAACAGGUGAAUAUUACCUCUCUACUCACACCUCCACAGGGGAAUCAGCAGAAGAAACUCAGGAACUCCUGAAAGAAUAUGGAGAAUUCAGAGUACCCGCCAAGCAAACCAAGGAGAAGGUGAAACUGCUCAUACAGCUGGCUGACAGCUUUGUAGAAAAAGGACAUAUACAUGCCACUGAAAUCAGGAAAUGGGUCACCACUGUUGACAAACGCUAUCGAGACUUCUCUCUGAGGAUGGGGAAAUACCGCUACUCACUGGAAAAAGCCCUUGGAAUCAAUACAGAGGAUAACAAGGAUCUGGAACUGGACAUCAUUCCAGCGAGUCUUUCAGACCGGGAGGUGAAGCUGCGAGAUGCAAAUCAUGAGGUUAAUGAAGAAAAAAGGAAAUCAGCCAGAAAGAAAGAAUUCAUUAUGGCUGAACUGCUUCAGACUGAAAAAGCUUAUGUCAGGGACUUGCAUGAAUGUUUAGAGACCUACCUUUGGGAAAUGACAAGUGGAGUGGAGGAGAUACCCCCGGGGAUUCUUAAUAAAGAACAUAUCAUCUUUGGCAACAUUCAGGAGAUUUAUGACUUUCAUAACAACAUUUUCCUGAAAGAACUAGAGAAGUACGAACAACUGCCUGAAGAUGUGGGUCACUGCUUUGUCACUUGGGCAGAUAAAUUUCAGAUAUAUGUCACCUACUGCAAAAACAAGCCUGAUUCCAGCCAGCUCAUCCUGGAGCAUGCAGGGACUUUUUUUGAUGAAAUUCAACAAAGGCAUGGCCUGGCCAACUCUAUCUCCUCCUAUUUAAUCAAGCCUGUCCAGAGGAUCACCAAAUACCAGCUUUUACUGAAGGAACUGUUAACCUGUUGUGAAGAAGGCAAAGGAGAACUCAAAGAUGGCCUAGAAGUGAUGCUUAGUGUCCCCAAGAAAGCCAAUGAUGCCAUGCAUGUCAGCAUGUUGGAAGGCUUUGAUGAAAACCUGGAUGUUCAGGGAGAACUCAUCCUUCAGGAUUCCUUCCAAGUGUGGGAUCCCAAGUCUCUCAUUCGGAAAGGCCGCGAGAGACACUUGUUUCUCUUUGAAAUCUCUUUGGUUUUUAGCAAAGAGAUUAAAGAUUCUUCAGGACACACUAAAUAUGUUUACAAGAACAAACUACUGACCUCAGAACUGGGAGUAACAGAGCACGUUGAAGGAGAUCCCUGUAAGUUCGCCUUGUGGUCUGGACGGACACCAUCCUCAGACAACAAAACAGUGCUGAAAGCCUCCAGUAUUGAAACGAAACAGGAAUGGAUCAAAAAUAUCCGGGAAGUCAUUCAGGAGAGGAUUAUCCAUUUGAAAGGAGCUUUGAAGGAGCCAAUCCAGCUCCCCAAGACACCAGCAAAACAGAGAAAUAACAGUAAAAGAGAUGGAGUAGAUGAUGCAGACAGCCAAGGAGAUGGGAGCAGUCAGCCUGAUACCAUUUCCAUUGCAUCCAGGACUUCACAGAACACAGUGGACAGUGACAAGUUGUCUGGAGGGUGUGAACUCACUGUGGUGCUACAAGACUUCACAGCCAGCCAUAGCAGCGAGCUAAGCAUCCAGGUGGGACAGACAGUGGAGUUACUGGAGAGGCCCAGUGAAAGGCCUGGCUGGUGUUUGGUACGGACGACUGAGCGGAGCCCCCCUCAGGAAGGCCUUGUUCCCAGCAGUACUCUCUGCAUCUCCCAUUCCCGGAGCAGUGUGGAGAUGGACUGCUUCUUCCCUUCAGGAAAAGAUGCAUAUUCCGUCUCCUCCAAUGAAAAUGGAGGCAAGUCGGAAUCAGUGGCCAACUUGCAGCCUCAGUCGUCCCUCAACUCAAUCCAGAGCUCUCCUGGCCCAAAGCGUUCAACCAACACCCUGAAAAAAUGGCUAACAAGCCCUGUGCGUCGGCUGAAUAGUGGGAAAACAGAGAGUAACAUCAAAAAACAGAAGAAAGUGCGAGAUGGCAGGAAGAGCUUUGACUUGGGCUCACCGAAACCUGGAGAUGAGACCACUCCCCAGGGGGACAGUGCAGAUGAGAAGAGCAAGAAGGGUUGGGGAGAAGAUGAGCCAGAUGAAGAAUCCCACACACCACUUCCUCCUCCUAUGAAGAUUUUUGACAACGACCCUGCACAAGAUGAAAUGUCCUCUUUGCUAGCUGCUCGUCAAAGCUCCGCUGAUGUCCCGACUGCUGCAGAUCUUGUCAGUGCAAUAGAAAAGUUGGUCAAAAGUAAGCUGACCCUAGAAGGAGGAACUUAUCGAGGAAGCUUAAAAGAUGGCACUGGGUGUCUAAAUGAAGGGAUGACACCUUCAACUCCACCAAGAAACCUUGAAGAGGAACAAAAAGCCAAAGCAAUGAGAGGGAGAAUGUUUGUCUUAAAUGAGCUGGUACAGACUGAAAAGGACUAUGUCAAAGACUUGGGAAUCGUGGUAGAGGGCUUCAUGAAGAGAAUAGAAGAAAGGGGGGUUCCUGAAGAUCUGAAAGGGAAAGACAAGAUUGUAUUUGGCAAUAUCCACCAGAUUUAUGACUGGCACAAGGAUUUUUUCCUGGCUGAACUAGAAAAAUGUCUCCAGGAGCAUGACCGUUUAGCACAGCUUUUUAUCAAACAUGAGAGGAGGUUACACAUGUAUGUGGUGUACUGCCAAAACAAACCACGAUCUGAAUAUGUAGUAGCUGAAUACGAUGCAUACUUUGAGGAAGUACAACAAGAAAUAAACCAACGGUUAACCCUCAGUGACUUUUUAAUCAAACCUAUUCAAAGAAUAACCAAGUACCAGCUUCUGCUUAAGGACUUCCUGAGAUACAGUGAGAAAGCUGGGCUGGAAUGUUCUGAUACAGAGAAAGCAGUUGAAUUAAUGUGCCUUGUACCAAAACGUUGCAAUGAUAUGAUGAACCUGGGGCGUCUUCAGGGCUUUGAGGGCAAGCUGACUGCUCAAGGAAAGCUGUUACAACAGGAUACAUUCUAUGUAACUGAACAGGAUUCUGGAGGACUGUCUCGGCCAAAGGAGCGCAGGGUCUUCCUCUUUGAGCAAAUUGUAAUCUUCAGUGAACUUCUUAGGAAAGGCUCCUUAACACCAGGCUACAUGUUUAAGAGAAGCAUAAAGAUGAACUACCUAAUAAUUGAAGAAAUAGUGGAUGAUGAUCCCUGUAAAUUUGCUCUGAUGAACCGGGAAACUUCGGAACGAGUCAUUUUACAGGCUGCUAAUCCUGAAAUUCAGCAAGCUUGGGUACAGGACAUCAAUCAGGUCCUGGACACACAGAGAGACUUCCUAAAUGCACUACAGUCGCCCAUAGAGUAUCAGCGCAAAGAAAGUACCUCAGCAGUAAUGAGGCCACAAGCUAGUAGGGUGUCUCAGCCCAACAGCAGACCCUAUUCUUCUGUUCCAGUAGGGUCUGAGAAGCCUUCAAAGGCUACAAGCCGUAACCCAUCUCUGCCACCCCUGAAGAUAUCUACCUCCAAUGGCAGUGCAGGGUAUGAACACCACCAGCCUGGGGACACAUAUGAACAAAGCCAGAGUGACUUGGCAGGGUGCAAUGGGACCUCUUCCAUGGUGGUAAUCAAAGAUUACUAUGCACUGAAAGAGAAUGAGAUCUGUGUGAAUCAGGGCGAGGUGGUUCAGAUCCUUGCCAUCAACCAGCAAAACAUGUUCCUGGUAUACCAGCCUGCAAACGACCACUCCCCAGCUGCUGAAGGAUGGAUUCCAGGCAAUAUCUUGGCUCCCCUCACUAAAUCCACUUCAGAUAAUAGCGACGGAAGCAUCAAGAAGUCAUGUUCAUGGCAUACCCUGCGCAUGAGAAAGCGGGCGGAAAAGGAGAGCAGUGGCAAAAAUGAAGCCAAUGGGCCACGUAAAUCCAAGGAUAUUCUGGGCACCAAAGUCUCUGUUAAAGAGACAAACAGCUCCGAGGAAUCGGAAUGUGAUGACCUUGACCCCAAUACAAGCAUGGAGAUAAUGAACCCAAAUUUUAUCCAAGAAGUUGCUCCAGAGUUUCUUGUGCCAUUGGUGGAUAUCACCUGUUUGCUUGGGGACACAGUGAUGCUGCAGUGCAAAGUCUGUGGCCGGCCAAAGCCCAGCAUAACCUGGAAGGGGCCGGAUCAAAAUAUUCUCGACAAUGACAACAGCACAGCCACUUACACAGUUUCAUCCUGCGAUUCUGGGGAAAUCACCCUGAAGAUCUGCAACCUGAUGCCUCAGGAUAGUGGUAUUUACACUUGCGUGGCAACGAACGAACAUGGAACAGCUUCAACUUCAGCUACAGUCAAAGUGCAAGGUGUUCCAGCAGCCCCAAAUCGUCCCAUCGCUCAGGAAAGAAGCAGCACCUCAGUGAUCCUUCGCUGGCUGCCCCCAUCCAGUACAGGCAAUUGCACCAUUUCGGGCUACACCGUAGAGUACAGAGAAGAAGGAUCCCAGGUUUGGCAGCAGUCAGUGGCCUCCACUUUGGAUACCUAUCUCGUCAUUGAAGAUCUCGUUCCAGGCUGUCGGUAUCAGUUCAGAGUCAGCGCCAGCAAUCCCUGGGGAAUUAGCUUACCUAGUGAGGCCUCAGAGUUUGUGAGCCUCCCUGAGUCUGAUACUGCUGCUGAUGGUGCCACUGUUUCAUGGAAAGAAAACUUUGACUUUGUUUAUAUGGAAUUUCAUGAGAUUGGGAGGGGGCGAUUCUCCAUAGUAAAGAAAUGUAUUCACAAAGCCACCAGGAAGGACGUUGCCGUGAAAUUCAUUAGUAAAAAAAUGAAAAAGAGAGAGCAGGCAGCACAUGAAGCAGCUUUGUUACAGCACUUGCAACAUCCUCAGUAUAUAACUAUCCAUGAUACCUAUGAGUCGCCCACAUCUUAUAUCUUAGUUUUAGAGCUUAUGGAUGACGGCCAGCUCUUCGAUUAUCUUAUGAAUCAUGAUGAACUGAUGGAGGAAAAAGUAGCUUUCUACAUAAGAGACACAAUGGAAGCCUUACAAUAUCUUCAUAAUUGCAGAGUGGCACAUUUAGAUAUAAAGCCAGAAAAUCUGCUAAUUGAUUUAAGGAUCCCAGUGCCUCGUGUCAAGCUUAUAGACUUAGAAGAUGCAGUCCAGAUCACGGGACAUUAUUAUGUUCAUCAGCUGCUUGGAAACCCUGAAUUUGCAGCUCCUGAAGUUAUCCAAGGUGCCCCUGUCUCACUGGGCACAGACAUCUGGAGCAUUGGGGUCCUUACCUAUGUCAUGUUAAGUGGUGUCUCUCCGUUCCUCGAUGAAAGCAAAGAGGAGACCUGUAUAAAUGUGUGCCGAGUGGAUUUCAGCUUCCCUCAUGAGUAUUUCUGUGAUGUGAGUCAUGCAGCCAGAGACUUCAUCAAUGUUAUACUUCAAGAAGACUUCAGGAGGAGGCCGACAGCAGCCACUUGUUUACAGCAUCCUUGGCUGCAGCCUCACAAUGGCAGCUAUUCCAAAAUCCCGCUGGAUACCUCCCGUCUGGCUUGCUUCAUUGAGCGCCGCAGACACCAGUAUGAUGUGCACCCAGUUCCCAACGUCAAGAGCUUCAUAAUGAACAGGAUGAACCCGGGAACAUGAUGCCACAUAACCAUGUGACAUGAUACUGCUGGGCCGGAGGCCAGGCAAACAGUAUGAACAGACACAAGGUGGAAUCUGACUGUAUAUAAUUCAGUAUUAAGUAUUACAUCCAUUUCAUAUGGUUUCCCAAACUGAGGGAUGUAACUCAUGCUAGUGGUUGUGGCAUCUGUCCAGUUACUCAGAACCAAAGUUAUGUAAGUGCUGAUCAGUGGGUGUGCAUACCCUCUUGACAAGGCUGUUCUUGGAAAGCAAGGAAUCUCCUGGUUAGAGUGAUGUUCGUAUUACAAAGAUGGUGUUCAACAUGGGAACCAAAAUACUGAUGCCUUAGUUUUUUGAAAGGCAGCCUUAUAAGAGAGCCUCACGGUCGAACCAGCCUCAUUUGGAAGAGAAUAGCGAUUUGGAAGAGGAAAAUUAGGUUGACCCAAGGCUGUCAGCAUUUACUGCCAAACUGUGUUGGAUUCAGGUUUUGCUGAAAUCAUUGCUAGCCAAGUGCCAGAUAUAGGUAGGACUUUGCAAGCCCGUAAGACACAUGAUUCCUGUUGACAUCAGUGGGGACUAUGGAGGGCAUGCAGGAUCAAGUCCUAUUCACAGUAAUACUAGCUUUUGUGGUUAACGGACUGAAAUAGAAUGUGCUUUCAGAAAUGCUCUCAUUACAUGGUAUUGCUCAAGCAUACCUCUUCAGAUAAGAAUACCAGUGGGAUUCCAGAGCCUUUUUUACUGUAUCAAAUCAACAUACAGUAACUUUCAGAGCUAUGGUUAAGGGGGUAAAAUCACUGUGGCAGAAAGCUGUUUUGACUAAGCACAAUGAAACCUUGAUGGCUUUUUAAAAUGUUUUAUAAACAUUGUACAGAAAUCUUUUCCAAAACCUGUGCACUGAGAAAAGACUGUCUGAUUUUUUCAGUACCUGUAAAUUAGAUGAUUUUUUUCUAUCAGGUUGUUCAAUUUACAUAUGUGUGUGUAUAUAGAAAAAGGAUCCUGUUCCAUUUCAAGCUCUGAAGUUGCUCGGUCCAAAGUUCAUCAAAAGCUGGUCAAAGUGCAGUGAGAGUAGUGGGUUUAUCUUUGUGCUUAUAGCUUCAGAUGGUUUUCAGUAUUUAAAAUUGGAUGCUCCACUUCUCAGUUCUUAAACUUUUCUCCAGGCACUUUAAGGCCUCCAUUACCAAGGCAUCCAAGAGGCUAUUUUUAUGUCUUAGGCCAAGUUUGAAAUAACAAAAUAUUCACAAUUAAAAUAUUUCUCUUAUAAACCAAGAUGUAACAUUGCCAUAUGGCUGUUAUGGUAGCAGGCCUAGCCUUAAAUAUAAGGACUAUAGGAAGUCUCAUGAAGGCCUAGCAAUUCAUGGGCUGGCCAGAUCUUCUCCUAUUUAGC
Molecule: messenger RNA, 10543 nt
Organism: Pelodiscus sinensis (Chinese soft-shelled turtle)
Lineage: Eukaryota; Metazoa; Chordata; Testudines; Trionychidae
Source: RefSeq, a predicted model, not a curated record